Anopheles nili is the source of this 1098-nucleotide messenger RNA. RefSeq names its product lipase member H-like. Gene Ontology annotation, biological process: lipid metabolic process. NCBI's taxonomy places the organism in Eukaryota, Metazoa, Arthropoda, Insecta, Diptera, Culicidae. The transcript is spliced from 4 exons. The record is from RefSeq and is a predicted model, not a curated record. Gene Ontology annotation, molecular function: lipase activity. The coding region runs from base 16 to 1080 and encodes 354 amino acids.
ACGCCGUACGGCAGCAUGUUCGAGCACCUUAUCCAACUAAUGUGUCAAUUUGUAUUCCUUCGGGAAUUUCUGCAAUUGAAUUGCGACAUUCAGCAGCUAAAGGCGGUUGAUCCGAAUUACGGUGUUACGUGGAUGUUUAUGCCCGACGAUCAGGGUAUCCCGCAUAUUGUCGAUCUUACGGAGCCAAACGAAACCUCCUCGUCUGAUGGCAGAAAGAACAAGAUCUACGAGGAUGUCACGUUCUACUACUACCGACAAGCCACGAUCAAUUCUCCGAGUUCGUUUCGGUUUAUCAACGAUCCUGCUACUCCUUUAGCUCUGAAUAAAUCUUACGAUCCUGCGCUGCCCACAAAGUUCGUCAUACAUGGCUGGAAGAACUCGGUUGUAAGUCCCGUGUCACAGAACAUCAAGAAUGGAUACCUGCAACGGGAGGACAUGAAUGUGAUCGUUGUCGACUGGGGACCGCUAGCAUCGGAUACCUUGUAUUUUCGAGCAGCCUCUUCAACACGGGACGUUGGAAGACACGUCGGUGCACUUGUUGAUCGCAUGGUGGUGGAUCGGUGUACAAACCUAGAUGACGUGCAUAUCAUUGGUCACAGUCUCGGAGCGCAUACGUCCGGAUUUGCGGGACAAUCGGUCAAGAAUGGUAAAGUAGCACGCGUCACCGGUCUCGAUCCAGCUCUGCCCGGGUUCACGGAUCAACAGCCAGACAAACUGCUCGAUCCGAGUGAUGCGCAGUUCGUCGACGUCAUGCACACGUGCGCUGGAAUGCUGGGACACGACAAGAACCUUGGCCACGUGGAUUUUUGGCCUAAUGGAGGGCGCGUCAAUCAGCCAGGAUGUGGAGGAAUUGACGAUUUUGUGGGAGCUUGCAGUCACGGCCGUUCGUACGAGUACUACGCGGAAUCCAUCACAAGACCAAAUGCCUUCAAAGCGUAUCCUUGUCCGAGCUCGGAUGAGUAUCGUGAUGUCAAGUGCCGAUCGGCUGCGAUUCCGAUGGGUGAUGCCACGCCAACGACGGCCCGAGGUAAUCUUUACCUCGAAACGAACCCAAAACCGGAGUAUGGAAAAGGGUUCUAGAGUCCUCCCGAGUCGCUU